Molecule: messenger RNA, 1062 nt
Organism: Cyphellophora europaea CBS 101466
Lineage: Eukaryota; Fungi; Ascomycota; Eurotiomycetes; Chaetothyriales; Cyphellophoraceae
Exons: 2
Coding region: 1-1062 (353 amino acids)
Molecular function (GO): dioxygenase activity
Source: RefSeq, a predicted model, not a curated record
AUGCCAUCUCAGUCUUCCGUUCCACCAUUCCCCAACAACCUCCCCACUGCAGACAUCCACGCCAUCGACUUCGACGCCCUCGCUGCCGGCUCCAAAACCCAAUCACGACUCGUCCACGAAGCAGCCACAGGCUACGGCUUCUUCUACCUUACCAACCACCACAUCGACCAUGCCUUCAUGUUCGACUUGGCUAAUGCCGUCUUCACCCUCCCCCAGACCGAAAAGAACAAGUACGACAUGGGCACCACCGGCCACUACUUCGGCUACAAGCGGUCCGGCGCCAUGAUCGUCGACGACAAGGGCACGCCAGACCAAUCGGAGUUCUACAACAUCUCCAAGGACGAGGUGUUGGGGAUCGGAAAGUUGGGUGCGAAUCCGAGUCCGCAUCCCGACGUGGUGAUGGCGCGGAAGGAGGAGCUGGAAAGGUUUAUGCGGAGGUGUCAUGAGGUCGUGACAGUGCUGGUGCGGGCAUUGGGGACGGAGCUGGGGAUGGAUCCGGAGCUGCUGCCGAGCUUGCAUAAGGUGGACAGGCCGAGCGUGUGCCAGGCUAGGGUCACGCAUGCGCCUCCUGUGAGCCAGGAGACGAUUUGCUUGGGGGAGCAUACGGACUUUGGAAGUGUGACGGUCCUAUUCAACCAACUUGGCGGCCUCCAAGUCCUAGAGCCCAACAGUAAGGACUGGAAGUACGUGCAGCCCCGACCUGAGUGCGCCAUCAUCAAUCUCGGUGACGCGUUCGUCAAACUCUGCGGCAACAGGCUGUACAGUGCCGUCCACCGCGUCAUGGGCCCGCCGGGAGAGCAAGCACAGUCUGACCGACAUUCGGUAGUGUACUUCGCGCGACCCAACAGUGAUGUGCUACUUCGCUCAUUGUUCGACGACCCGAAUGCCACCGCUGAAGGGCUGAUGAAUGCAGAUGCUUGGGUGGCUAACAGGGCAAAGACGUGGAACAGUGCGAAUUUCAAGGGGAAGGAGAGCUAUAUCGCGAGUAGGGGAACGGAACACAAUGCAGGGCAGCGGGUGCCGAUGUUGGACAAGCCUAGAGAUGAGGUGGAAGCUGUGUAG